Molecule: messenger RNA, 1125 nt
Organism: Seriola dumerili (greater amberjack)
Lineage: Eukaryota; Metazoa; Chordata; Actinopteri; Carangiformes; Carangidae
Exons: 3
Coding region: 268-996 (242 amino acids)
Source: RefSeq, a predicted model, not a curated record
GUUGGUUAGAGAGGAAAAUCAUUUUGUUAAUGACUUUUGUUUGUAGUUUCAAACCUUUCAAUACUCCACAGAAUAGUCUGGCAGGACCGGAAGAAGAUACGUGGUUAAGGUACUCGGUUUAUUAGCUUUAGAUUACCGCUUCACCUUGUUAAACUAACGUCACCACGUAAACGUUAGAAUCAGUUAUUAUCAGGGAUUAUUACCCUAAUGUCGCCGUUUAACUGAUGAGACACAAUUUAAACCGCUUCCAGGUGUAUUUUCUACAAUAUGGAGGAGGACGCCCUGAGAAGUUACUGCAGAACAAUGAUUUCUCGUGUUCAAAUUAAACAGCAGCACCCAUACUCCCCAGCAGAGGAGGAGGAGAGGAGAAAUAAUAAACAUAAAAGAGGCAGAGGGAAGGAGAGGACUGAAACUGGAAGACAAGUUAUAGCAGGGGGCGAAUUAAGAGAUUACAGAGAGAGUAACCUCCCUCUCCCUGACUGUACCAAACGGGACAGACACCAAUCCUCCCUCGGCCUCAUGUGUCAAGGCCCCGAAGUCCAGCCCGUUCCAAUUCAACUCAUCUCAAUGCUGAGGCUCAAAACCAUCAAGGAGGAGAUGAGACGGGCUGCAGAGGUGGAGCUCCAUGAUCCCGCUGUCUGCAGUGUGUGUGAGCAGGAACAAGCUUUUCUGGCCUUGAAAAGUUUUAUCUGGAGGAAGAAGACACAACUGCAGUUCCAAACACUGACGGCCAGACUAAGCACACACAUGAACCGCGAGGAUUAUAGGAGUGGGGCGAGUUUGUGCAAAGUUUCCCAAAGUCCUCCGAUGCCCCUCACUGGUUUUGGGAGGAACUACUUGGUGAAGAUAUGCGGGUCACAGCAACCUGGGGUUGCCUUAGCAACCACUAAGGAACGUGGAGUUGCCCUGGCAACAGAUGAAAUGAGGGGUCACCCUGACAAAAACGCUACAGGAACUCAUUUAGCAAGACCUCGAUGUCCUUUUCCAGACAGAUAGCUGCAGUCAUGAUGGGCAAAGUAUUAAUACAAUAAAAGAGACAACGUUGUGGUGGAGUCAAACAUAUUCCUACCUCUUAUUUUCACACACAAGGCAAACCCACACAUUUGCCCAAUAAACAUUGAUCCA